AUGCCUCCAACUCCACAUUUACGUUCUGCAGAUGAGGAGGCAUUCUUGGAAUGUAUUGAGGCCAUCAAAGCCAAUCUAGGAGACGUCAACAUUAUCAAAAAAGCUAGCGAUAAAGAAAAAAAAUGGUGGAUUGAUGGAAAUUAUAAGGCUAUUGAUGAGGAAAGAUUUUGGGAGUUUGAUGAUGGCGUUGUGAUCAUAUACGAGUUGCCAAACAGUGAUCAUGAGGUUGCACACACUACGUUUUCUCGACAAUUUCUAUCUGCCUUUACCAAUCUACAAUUUCAAGAUGAUGUUACGGGUGCUGGAGCGACAAGUAUGUACCGUUUUGGGGCAAAGAUCUGCACUUCAUUUGUGCCCAAUUGCUUACCUAUACCAUCUACUCAUCCAAGCGAUGCUCAGGGUAAUCCUUGGCCAACCGUAGUCUGUGAGGUUGCCCGAUCCCAAAGUCUUCCACAUAUACUCCAGAAAACUAAUUCGUUCUGGUUAUCCCCAAACCGAUCAGAGGAUGUGAUAGUACUUAAACUGUGGCCAUGGAAUCAUAGGAAAGAUACAAAUGGGCGCCCAUUGCGUCGCUUAACAUGUUAUAAGUUUUGUCGUCGUGCAAGCCUUCAAGCAGGUCAAGCACAAGGAAGGUUCCAGCCAGUCCAAACGUACGAAUUUGUGACCAUUGAUAGACAUCGAAGACCUUAUAAUGGUUGCUCAGCCCAGGGAAUGCUUGCUGUGACAAUUGCGCCAGAAUGUAUCUAUGAAGGUUGUACUCCACCAUAUCUGCCGUAUCCGCUCGCAGGGAACAAUCCCAAUGAAGAAUUUCCUGAUAGCUUUAUUAACAGACCUUUAGAUGAUUUACCCGAAACUGAGACAAUUAUAACUACCGAUGAAUCAAACAUUCAGCACCUCCUAGCUCCGACUUCUGACACUUCUGACUCAAUAACCAAGAAUGCCUCACCGAAAGUCAAG
Acaulospora morrowiae is the source of this 957-nucleotide messenger RNA. NCBI's taxonomy places the organism in Eukaryota, Fungi, Glomeromycota, Glomeromycetes, Diversisporales, Acaulosporaceae. The record is from the annotation of a GenBank genome assembly.